This is a messenger RNA of Chlorella variabilis, 315 nucleotides long. RefSeq lists its product as hypothetical. The record is from RefSeq and is a predicted model, not a curated record. The transcript is spliced from 3 exons. The coding region runs from base 1 to 315 and encodes 104 amino acids. NCBI's taxonomy places the organism in Eukaryota, Viridiplantae, Chlorophyta, Trebouxiophyceae, Chlorellales, Chlorellaceae.
AUGCUGCUGCUCCUGUGUCUGCUGCUGCUGCUGCCUCUGCUGGCCUUGUGGGCGAGGGCCAGGCCCUGCGCCAAGCUGGCUAGCUGCAGGAAGAGCACUGGGGGGAAAAGGCCUUCUUUGAAGGCGCUGGAGCUAGUGUCUAAACCCUCCGAGAGGGCACAGGUUCGAUUCCUCCCAUGUCGAAACUUUAUGUGGCCCCAGUAUCUGCCCUGCACCUGCGUGGGCGCCUGCAAGCCGGGCUGCCCCUGCGCCGGCGACGCCAACUUCUGCGAGAAGUACUGCGCCUGCCCCUGCCCCUCCCCCCUCCCUCGCUGA